GGGAAACGUUUCCAGGCAACCCCGCGACGCGAGGAGGAGGAGUCUGACGCUACUUCCGCCCGGCUCGCUGUCCGUUUGCGUCAUAUCUCUGCGCCGCCGCCCUGUGGCUCGAGCCGGGAGGGCGGCGCCGCUUGGUCUCGUGACGCCCAUGGCGGUGGCUGCGCCGCGGCUCCGCCCGUGGCAGUUGCCGGAACUGGCUGGGCGGGGGGAGCGCUCGUGAGCGCCCAGCGCUUCCGGCCGCCGCGCGGAGCCCGGGGCUGCCCGCAGUUUGCAGAAAGAAGAAAGAUGGAAAGUAAUGCAGUGUUGCUAGAAUCAAAGUCCUCGCCGAUAAACCUUCUUAACGAAAUGCAUCAGCUGCGUCUUCUGGGCCAUCUUUGUGACGUGACCGUUAGCGUGGAGUAUCAAGGUGUCAGGGGAGAGUUUGUUGCUCACAAAGCUGUAUUGGCAGCAACAAGCAAGUUCUUCAAGGAGGUGUUUCUUAAUGAGAAGAGCAUGGAUAGCCCAAGGUCAAACGUGUUCUUGAAUGAGGUCCAGGUAGCUGAUUUUGCUUCAUUUCUUGAGUUUGUGUAUACUGCCAAGGUAGAAGUGGAGGAAGACCGUGUGCAACGUAUGCUGGAAAUAGCUGAAAAGCUUAAGUGUUUGGACCUGUCUGAAACCUGUUUUCAGCUGAAGAAGCAAAUGCUUGAAUCAGUGUUGCUGGAGUUGCAAAAUUUCUCUGAAUCACAGGAUGCUGAGGAGAACAGUGGUAUCCAAUCAAAUGCUUUACUUGAAUUGAAGACAACUGUUGUGUCAGAAGGUGACCAUGCAGACUGUCCUCCUGAUUCUCCCAGUUCCCGCAUGGAAAGACCCAGCAAUGGAGUUUCUCCCGAGAGGCCAACUGCCAAAUCAAAGGAGAAGGUCGACAAGAAAAAAGAAACCAUGAAGCCUCCCUAUGCCAAAAUAAGAAGAGCCAGUGGGAGGCUGGCUGGGAGGAAAGUAUUUGUAGAAAUCCCCAAGAAGAAGUACACAAGGCGGUUGAGAGAGCAACAGAAGAAUGCAGAGGAUGCUACUGAAGAGAACAAGUUCCCGAAAGACCAAAUCAUGCAUGAUGUGGAGAAGGAAGAGGGGCAAGUGGAGAACAGCAUGAAGCCUGAGAAUGAAGAGUGCAAUGGCAACUUUGAAUUAGAAGACAACUUUAAAAAAUCAGAGGAGGAUAAGAAGAAACGAGGCAGCAACUUCAAAUGCAGCACCUGCAAGAAGGAAUUCCUGUAUGAGAAGAGCUUCCUCAAGCACAUAAAGCACAGUCACGGCAUUGCAGCUGAAAUCAUUUACCGGUGCGAAACCUGCAGUCAGACCUUUGCCAACCGGUGCAAUUUAAAAAGCCACCAACGCCAUGUCCACACCAGUGAGCGCCACUUCCCUUGUGAACUCUGUGGUAAGAAGUUCAAGAGGAAGAAGGACGUCAAGAGGCACAUUCUUCAGGUUCAUGAGGGUGGUGGGGAGCGUCAUCAGUGCCAACAGUGUGGAAAGGGUUUGAGCUCCAAAACUGCCUUGAGGCUUCAUGAAAGGACGCAUACAGGCGACAAGCCUUAUGGGUGCACAGAGUGUGAGGCUAAAUUUUCUCAGCCUUCUGCACUUAAAACACACAUGAGAAUCCACACUGGUGAAAAACCAUUUGUCUGUGAUGAAUGUGGUGCAAGAUUCACACAGAAUCACAUGCUUAUAUAUCAUAAAAGGUGUCACACAGGGGAAAGGCCUUUUAUGUGUGAAACAUGUGGGAAGAGCUUUGCCUCGAAGGAGUACUUGAAACACCAUAAUAGAAUACAUACCGGAUCCAAGCCGUUUAAAUGUGAAGUUUGCUUCAGAACAUUUGCACAGAGGAAUUCGCUUUACCAGCAUAUUAAAGUUCACACAGGUGAACGGCCCUAUUGUUGUGAUCAGUGUGGUAAGCAGUUCACACAGCUCAACGCAUUGCAGCGCCAUCAUCGAAUACACACGGGGGAGAAACCGUUCAUGUGCAAUGCGUGUGGGCGAACGUUCACGGAUAAAUCGACCUUGCGGCGGCACACUUCAAUACAUGAUAAGAAUACACCCUGGAAGUCUUUCCUGGUUAUUGUUGAAGGAGUGUCUAAGAACGAUGAAGGUCACAAGACAGAGCUUCCUGAUGAAGAGUAUCACAUGUCACCUAAAAUAACAGAGAAGUUGCUGUCUUUUUCUGAAAAUGGCCACUAUCAAAACUUGACUGCUGUCCCAGGGAGUGUGACUGCACUGCAUGACAACAGCUCUACCAUAGUGACAGACUGCAAAUCGGAUGGGACUGUGGGACCCCAAGAAGCCCUCAUAGCUACCACCUUAAGUGAGCUUACAGUACUACAUACACAGACAGAUGCUCUUCAGCCGCAGCUCCAUGCUCUGGUGAAUAUGGAAUAAUUUGGUAUUGUUCACCAACCCAGCCUAACUUCUGACUUUGCCAGUAACCUAGUGAUGUAAUUAGGAGAAAGCAUAGACCCAAAAGGAAGAGGGACUAGUCGUGGAUGACGUUCAUGGCAUUUAUCUCCUCCUCACCCUUAAAACACCAAUCAGUAAUCUUCAAUUUGCAUAGUCUAGCUGUAGCUCCUUUUCCCAGCUGAUAGCUAUUAUUCUAGUUCAUUCGUUUCUUGAUUUUUCUGUACCCUUUGUUAUGAAAGUGUGAAAUAGUACAAUCACUUCAGAGAGCAGUUAACCUCAAGCAGAGCAUAUGAAGACCUGCCAUUGUUUUAAUCUCUGGAAAUUGGUCCACGCAGUCUUCUCUUCGCUACCCUUCCUGCAAAGGUGUGGUAAGCCCUUCUUCCUUUUGUUUGGAUGGCUUGAGUGCAGCUCCCUUAGAAAGGAGGGUGCGGGUUUUUUUGUUUUGUUUCCAAUUCGAUUCCACAACGUGUGUGAACAAAACAUAAAUAUUGUGGUGUUUCUGGCCUAACAGUCAAUGGAAUUAAAUAUACUUUCCUAGUAAAAGUUCAUAUGUAGAAAAUAAAAUUCUGUUAAAUUUCAUUUCAGGAAGUGUUUUAAUCUUGGUUUUGCCAAAGCUUCAAGCAGAAUCAUUUUAGUAUAUGGAAAAACUAAUGGGAGCAAGCUUGGGAAAUGUAUGGAGUUACAUUCCAAUAGUUCCUGUUUUUCCAUAGCAAAAAUAUGGAACUUGUAGCCUGCGGGUUUGGGUGCUGGAAGCAAAUUGCGCUGUUCUAAAAUAGCUCAUACACUGUUACGGAACUCGCUCCAAUAAGAAGUGUCAGUUGUGAAUUAGCAGGAUCACUAAUCUAGUGAUUAAAAUAACUCACUAAAUUUGCACUCUUAAGCUCUGAUCUUGCAACUGGCUCUACUGGUGCAUAUCCCUGUUGACUAAUGUGGUUCCAUGUGAGCCCAGGGGUCUCUCCUGAUGGAUUCAUUUGUGGAAUAGGGGCUUUGGGGUACAGGUGAUAAGUGGGAUACAUUAAGGCCAUUCAAGUAGUUUCAGGCCCCAAAUUUUACUUUAGAAAAGGCUUAUUGAAAUAACCACAUAGAUGUUUUUCUUUACAAGUUCUGUAAAAACUUUUCAAAGAGUCAUUGUUGGAAAUGCAACCACUGCAGCUUUGGGCUAGUGCCUGGAAGUGCCCAAGCUGAGGCAAAUGCCAAAAAUAAAUGACAUCAGUGCUGACAUUUAUAUUUUUAAAGCUUUUGUUUUCCUGGUUAGAAUGGUAUUUAGUAUCUGAGGUGAGAGAUUUAACAGGAAGAUAUUGACAAUGUGCCUUUUUUAAGUGUCAAGGAAGGUAGUGCUUGCUCCAAAAUCCAUUAAGGCAGUAGGAGUCUUCCCUUUGCUCCAAAAGCCCACUGAAAUCAGGCUUUGUGGGUUGAAUUCUGCAAGCUAUGCUCCCAAUCAUCUGAUUGUCAGUGGCACUCCUCAAGGGUGUUGAGUGUUAACCUGGUAAGAGAUUGCAGGAUCAGACCUUUCUGUGGAACCCACCAUCUACAAAAAUCUGGUCAAAUUCAGGGUGUUAGUUUUCGUCCUAAUCCUUUGUUUUUACAAUGAGACUAUCUUACAGGUAGUAAAGGGAACACAAGUGGGAUGGCUCAGUACAACCAGUUUCUUUCCAUUGCAAGGGGUUUCACUUUCCAAGUUAGUUUAUUCUUAGUGAGAGAAAAUGUAUACAUUAAUGUUCAGUUUUUUCUUUAUUUUGUGAGGAAAUGACAUGUGUUUGGUGGGUUUAACUGAGCAGAGGCUGAUUAGGUCCGUGAAGAAGGCCUGAGCCUGUUCCCACGGAUUUUAAGUGGAGCAGAAUUAGCCCUAUGGUUAACAGCAUUUUAAGAUGAUGCUUUCAACAAUUAAACAUCUUAAUCCCACUUGCCUUUUUUACAACUCAAAGAGGCAAACCAGUGGGCUAGAAAAGGCACAAACCAUUUUAGAUCAGUACAAUUUUGUGCUUUUGUGAGCAUUUGUUAGGAGCAAGAUACUUUUUCAUCAACUUGACCGAGCAAUUAACUGUUCCAAAUCGGGCCAGAUCUUCAGCUAUGUCAGUUUAUAGCAGCUGAGGACCUGCCCUUCUGAUUUUUGCAGAUAUUAAAUUUUUUGGUGAAGGUUUCUUAAAGUAGAAUAUUUUUUUAAGAACCAGUUUGAGAAAAGCUUGCUGAAAGUUAAGCACAAUCCAUCAUUAUGGCCCACUCCUGAAAGACUUACUGGUAGGCAAAGCAAUAAAAAUAACCAAACUGUGGACCAGAGUUUUGGGGUUUUUUUGAACCUUAAAGGAGCUUCUGAUGUUACCUUUGAACCCUAGCUUAAUCCAGAAAAAGGGUUUAAAAAAAUAGCUUUCCAGAAGGUUAUAUUUGACAUAUUUAUUCAAACAUUGUGUUCCUUUUGAGUGUUGAAGUUCAAAUGAUUCCUAAUGACCAAUGUACAGUGUUUGUAGAUAUAUUUAAAUCCUGAGUAUUAGUACCUGUAGACAGGGGAAAAUUUUGUAUUCCAUGAAUGUAUGGAAGUGAGUAACCUGUACGAACUAUUAAAUCCUAUUAAAAUAUUGAACUAGU
Molecule: messenger RNA, 5010 nt
Organism: Chelonia mydas (Green sea turtle)
Lineage: Eukaryota; Metazoa; Chordata; Testudines; Cheloniidae
Gene: GZF1
Product: GDNF inducible zinc finger protein 1
Exons: 6
Coding region: 286-2409 (707 amino acids)
Biological process (GO): regulation of immune system process; regulation of cytokine production; negative regulation of transcription by RNA polymerase II
Molecular function (GO): protein binding
Source: RefSeq, a predicted model, not a curated record